GACCUGCUCCCAGACCAAAGCUUUCCACUUUCCCACGCCCGCGGAAGAUCACCACGGCCAACAACCCCAGUGGGACAGCAUUCGCAAACAAACACUCCCCUGGCAGCGGCCUCCCGUGGUCCAUAGCAUACUGUACUCGUUACACCUACCCUUUGCUGCAUCUCUCUCUGGCUGACGCCCGCUUCAGUUCGUCCACCUUCGCAACCAUAGAUCAAAUGUCCCAAGCUCACGCCGCGGCUGCGGUCGGGGGCGGCAAGGUCGUCAUCCUUGGCGGCCAGGGCUUCAUCGGAAGAUCAGUCGCACGCGCCAUCCUCUCUGCCUCACCCACCGUCCGCGUCCAGCUCGCCUCCCGUCGCAUAAACCCCAAAUCCCCACCCCUCCUAACCACCAAACAAUCCGACCUAGCCUCCUUCCUCCCCCCCACAUCCCCACCCUCCCUCCUCUCCCGCGUCCUCCCCCCCUGCCACGCCGACAUCACCGACCCAGCCUCCCUCGCCAAAGCCUGCGCCGACGCCACGGGGAUCGUCAACCUCGUUGGGAUCAUGCACGAGCAACACCCGAAAUACACCUUCGACAGUGUUCAUGAACAUGGGCCUAGGAGUGUGGCGAAGGUGGCCAAGGAGGUUGGGGCGAGGUUGGUGCAUGUGAGCGCGAUUGGAGCGGAUCCGGAGAGUGACAUUCCGUAUGCGAGGAGCAAAGGGAGGGGCGAGGAUGCGGUGAGGAGUGUGUUGAGGGAUGAGGUGACGAUUAUUCGGCCCAGUAUUGUUUUUGGGCCCGACGAUGAUUUCUUCAAUAGAUUCGCAAAGCUGGCGACGAUCCUACCGGUGGUACCAGUCUUUGGAGGAGGAGAGACACGAUUCCAACCUGUCUACGUGGAAGACCUAGCCAAAGGGAUCGCGGCAUCAGUCCUCUCCCCCAAACCCAUCGGCAAAACAAUCGAAGCAGGGGGGCCCAACGUGUACACAUACGCCGACAUGAUGAAACUCAUGCUGCAGCAGGCCAACAUGUGGCGACCCGUCGUUUCUGUGCCCUGGUUCGUGGGCAAUGUCCAGGGGAUGGUGUUUGAGAAACUGCCCCUGAACCUCUUCACGCUGACUCGAGACCAGGUCAGGCUGCUCAAGUUUGAUAACGUGGUUGGCGAGGGCGCCGAGACGCUGGAAGCUUUGGGGGUCCAUUUGACACCCGCGGAGGAGGUUCUUCAUACCUAUCUA
Fimicolochytrium jonesii is the source of this 1211-nucleotide messenger RNA. RefSeq names its product NAD(P)-binding protein. The record is from RefSeq and is a predicted model, not a curated record. Lineage: Eukaryota; Fungi; Chytridiomycota; Chytridiomycetes; Spizellomycetales; Powellomycetaceae. The annotation marks the transcript as partial. Gene Ontology annotation, molecular function: protein-containing complex binding. The transcript has 3 exons.